Molecule: messenger RNA, 606 nt
Organism: Fusarium vanettenii 77-13-4
Lineage: Eukaryota; Fungi; Ascomycota; Sordariomycetes; Hypocreales; Nectriaceae
Exons: 3
Biological process (GO): peptidyl-proline hydroxylation to 4-hydroxy-L-proline
Cellular component (GO): endoplasmic reticulum
Molecular function (GO): procollagen-proline 4-dioxygenase activity
Source: RefSeq, a predicted model, not a curated record
CCUCUUUGGCCGGCGUUCAAGCCUCCGCUGCCAAUCGUUGACCUGUCUCCUCAACCACAUCCAUUGACAUCCAAGGUUAUCCUCAUUCCCUCCUUCUUCCCGCGUUCCCUCUGUCGCGACUAUGUGGCCUUUCUCAAGACCCUCCCCCUUCAGACCACGCCAGGUCGUCCAAAACGGGGCGAGGCAGUCCGAGUCAAUGACCGUUUUCAAGUUGACAGCCCAGACUUUGCUCGUCGUCUGUGGGAGGAGACGGGGCUCAAGGACGUGAUAUUAGACGAUUACGAACUGUUGAUAACCUUUGUUUACAGGGGCGGUGAGCCUGUCGGCUUGUCUCCCAAUAUUCGGGUGUACCGCUACUCGAAGGGACAGUUCUUUGACUGCCAUUAUGAUGAUUCCAACAACCUGAUUCUGGACGCGGUUCCCCCCCUUCCAGUUCGGACCACCUGGACGUUGCUCUUGUACUUGACUUCUCCCUCUGAGGGCUGCAUUGGUGGAGAGACGGUGUUUUACACAAACGACCGCAAGCUGGCGCGUGAGGAGAUAGCUGUCCCUCUCGAGACGGGCAUGCUCCUCUUGCAUAAGCACGGAGAUGAUUGUCUCCUCGUA